ACGUUCAGAACUGACAAUUGUCACGAUUAUUUUAAUUUGUUAUUUGCACCGGUUCAGAGAAAUUACGGAACUUUUGAUUUUUGUCGUACAUUUACACAAAAAUCACUGAGCAAGAUAUCUACUGAAAUACUAUUAAACCAUUAUAUAUAUAUCUAAUAUGGCAGAUAGCAAAGAUGUUCCUAUGUCUAAUAACGAAGACAAUGAACUCUCAAAGGCAGUAGCAGAACCUAAUAAUGCUGAAAUGAGAAACGGGGAUAACAAAUCACCCCAGCCUCCAGCGACUCCGCCACCUGUGGAAGAAGACACUCAGGAAUUAAUUGUAGUGAACGAAAAUACUGAUAUUCUCGAUCUUAACCAUGGCAGAAUAGGAAAAAUCGAAAACCUUGAGCCCCUUAAGAAUUUGGAAAGAUUGUACUUGAGAUGGAACUUGAUAAAGAAAAUAGAAGGUCUGGAUACUCUGAAUAAAUUAGUGGAACUCGAACUUUAUGACAAUCAAAUAGUUGUCAUCGAAAACCUUGACAACUUGGUGAAUCUGGAGAUCUUGGACCUGUCGUUUAAUAGAAUCAAAGAAAUCGCCGGUCUCGAUAAACUUUUGAAACUUCGUAAGCUUUUCAUAAGCUCAAAUAAAAUAACAGAAAUCAAAAAUGUCAACCAUUUACCGAACUUAGAGUUGCUGGAACUCGGUGACAAUCGCAUACGGGAAAUCAAAAACCUAGAUGGCAUGAAGUCGUUGAGAGAGCUGUAUCUUGGUAAGAAUAAAAUAACGAAAAUACAGAAUCUCGAAGAUCUCGUGAAUUUAGAAAUAAUAGUCCUGCAAAGUAACCGUCUAACGAGAAUCGAGAAUCUUGAACACUUAACGAAUCUGGAACAGUUGUACAUAUCGGAGAACGGCAUCAGCUCCAUAGAAAACCUGUCGAAUCAAGUCAAGUUGCAAACUUUAGAUCUGGCUAUGAACAGGAUAACGGUCAUUGAAAAUGUAAGACAUAUGAGCGAGUUGGAGGAACUGUGGUUAAAUAACAAUCAAAUAUCUGAAUGGUCAUCGGUUGAUUACCUUCAAGAGAACAAGAAAUUGGCUACCAUUUAUCUGGAACACAAUCCGAUCACAUCUGAUCCGGCUUACAGGAGGAAGUUGAAGCUAGCGUUGCCGUCUCUACAACAAAUCGAUGCAACUCUGUGUAGAUAAGAAAUUGUUAUCAGUUUGUCCAAUAAAGUAUAUAGUUUUGUAAAGCAUGUACAUGUAUGUGAAAUAUAUUUGGAAAGUAGUGUACGCACUACCAUAGUCAAUUUAUCAUAAUACUAUUCACUCAUUAAACAACAUAGUCUAUUGUAGUACCGUCCCGAACUUAUCUCAAUACAUUAUUAAAGUAACUAUUGUUGAUAUCAUUCAUUGUAGACUAAAAAUUGUAUUUGUUAUAAAUGAGGAAUAAAAACUAUUUGAAAAGCGUAUUGUAUCAAUGAAAGUUGAAUAAUAAAAUUUACAGUUUCAGAUUGUUUUUCCGUCAUGCUCUAAAUAUGUUUAUCAUGAAUUAUUACUAAUAUUUUUCUUGUAAUCAAAUUAUAUCAUCCGAACUGAAUUAAAAUCUGUAUGAAUAUUGUAAGUUAUUUAUUAUUCCAUUUUAUAAAGACUGUCUUGCCCCUUCCAAUGAAGUAAUUGUAAAUAAAUGUAACGUUUUCCUUGUUAUUUUCCAAGCUUAUAUGGUUUUAUUAAUGUAGGUUAUAGUAAAUAUUUGAGUUACAAUGGAUUAUAACAUUUAUUUUUAUUAAUAAUACUGCAGAAAUAUAUUUUCAGGCAGUCUCGGAGUCCCUUUCGAACCUUGUCCACAAGGAGGCUGUUCCCGAUCAGAAGACUAACAUCUUUAGUAAAGUUAACUUUAACAUGUAAAUAAUUUAUCAUUAUUUCUCAACUUGCAUCGUAUUUUAUAUGGUAUAUAUAAUAAAAUAAAAAAAAAAUUACGGA
This is a messenger RNA of Danaus plexippus (monarch butterfly), 1957 nucleotides long. RefSeq names its product protein phosphatase 1 regulatory subunit 7-like. The record is from RefSeq and is a predicted model, not a curated record. The coding region runs from base 158 to 1183 and encodes 341 amino acids. The transcript is spliced from 6 exons. NCBI's taxonomy places the organism in Eukaryota, Metazoa, Arthropoda, Insecta, Lepidoptera, Nymphalidae. Gene Ontology annotation, molecular function: protein binding.